Kalmanozyma brasiliensis GHG001 is the source of this 828-nucleotide messenger RNA. RefSeq names its product HAD-like domain protein. Bases 1 to 828 code for a protein of 275 amino acids. The record is from RefSeq and is a predicted model, not a curated record. NCBI's taxonomy places the organism in Eukaryota, Fungi, Basidiomycota, Ustilaginomycetes, Ustilaginales. The transcript is spliced from 2 exons.
AUGUCAGUCGACGCCAAAGCCAAGCUGGCCAAGGUCGAAGUGCUCUACUUUGACGUCUUUGGUACGGUCGUCGACUAUGUCGAGACGGUCACUCGCGCCCUUCGUCACGAAAUUGCCUACACUUCCCUUCCUGACCCGGUCCUCAAAGCUCUCCGACACGACUACGACUGGCAACGCUUCACCAUCAAAUGGCGGGAGCAGUACAAGCUGGAGACUGCGCGGCUUGCCUCCUCCGGCAAUCCCGACAGGAUCACGGUCGAUCAGAUGCACAUGACUGCGCUGAACAAGCUCGUCUCUGCACUUCCCCUUCCAGACCCGACCGGUACGAUCGGCGAGCUCCCGGUGGAAGAAGUGUCAAAGGCGCUCGAUGAAGCGUGGGGACAGGAGGUGAGGGAGAGACUCAACUUCACCUGGCACCUGCUCGAUCCCUGGCCCGACUCCGUCCAAGGCCUCAACGAGUUGAAGCAGAGAUUCAAGAUCGGUACCCUGACAAAUGGCAAUCUCAACCUGAUGGUGGACAUGGCGAGGAAUGGGAAGCUGCCCUGGGAUUUUCUGUGCACAGCAGACAUGCUGGGCAGCUUCAAGCCGGAUCCCCAGAUGUACAGGAAGGCCAUGCAGCUGUUUGAGAUUCAGCCGGACGUAGAUGGGGGCCGCGCUUGCAUGGUCGCCGCGCACCUGUACGACCUCGAGGCGGCCAAAGCGUGCGGCAUGACCACCGUCUUCGUCUCAUCAAGGCCGACAGAAGACAGCUUGCCGGCAGACGGCAAGCCAGAUUACGUCGACAUCGUCGUGGCCGACCUCUUGGAGCUGGCACAGUUGAUCAGCUAA